Molecule: messenger RNA, 1908 nt
Organism: Cervus elaphus (red deer)
Lineage: Eukaryota; Metazoa; Chordata; Mammalia; Artiodactyla; Cervidae
Gene: LRRC43
Product: leucine rich repeat containing 43
Exons: 13
Coding region: 1-1908 (635 amino acids)
Molecular function (GO): protein binding
Source: RefSeq, a predicted model, not a curated record
AUGGAGCCGGAGACCCGGACCUUGAGCGCCGCGGUCCGGGAGCAUCUGCGACAAUUGUGUCUGCACGAGUUCCCGUGCGGCACCGGCAGCUGGAAUAAGUCACGAUUUCUUCCUCAAACUAGCCGAGCAUGGCGGGAGCUGAUCCCCAGAGAGGAGAGGGCCCUGAGUCCUGGGGAGGAGACGGUGGAGGAUCUGCUGGGCCUAGUCCGCAGCGCCCACUCACCCUGGGCUCUGGUGGAGGGCUCAAGCGCAGAGGACCUUUUCCUGAAAGAGCUGGCCAUCCAGAAUCCACUGAUGCUCAAAGACAGCUUCUUCUACACCUACUUCAGGUCGCUCCGGGUGGUGGACGAGGAUGUGAGCCUGGUGGACAAAGAGCUCCUGAAAUUUGUGAAGCUUAAAGAGUUGGUGCUGAGUGCUAAUCAAAUCAAGGAGAUUGACACCACCAACCUGCCCCCAACUCUCAAAGUCCUGGAGCUCUACGGCAACAAGAUAACCAGCAUGCGGUGUCUGUGCCAUCACCCGCCCCCGCAGCUCCAGCACUUGGGGCUGGGCCACAACAAGCUCCUGGGGCCCCUGGAGAGUCUGUACGUCACCAGCGACCACUGGCCCAACCUCGUCUCCCUGGACCUGAGCUUCAACAACCUGACGGACCUGCAGGGCAUGGUGGCCGGUCUGCAGACACUGCCGCACCUCAGGCUGCUGCUUCUCCAGGGCAAUCCACUGGCCCUGGUGCCCCACUACCGGGGCCUCACCAUCGACAGCCUGGCCAGGCUCUGCGUGCUGGACGACAUCACUGUGGCAUCCAGCGAGAAGCAUCUCUUCCGGGGGCUCAGCCACAGCGAGGAUCUCCUGGCGCCCGAGGCGCAGUUACUGGUGACUGUUGGAAACCUCCGAGGGGUGCUGGACUCCUCGGUCUUCGAUCCAGAACCAGGGCCCCAAGGCCCUUUCAUCACUUACAACUACUAUGUGACAUACGAUUUUGUGGAAGAUGAAGAAGGUGAAGGAAGUCAAUACGGCGGCGUCCUGGCCGAGAUCAUCAAGCCUCCCAGCAUGGAACAGUUGGAUGAGGACAUUCUGGAAGAAAUCAUCGAAGACAUAGAAGAGUCCUUGGAAUCUGGGCUGGCCUCCCUGUCCGAGUCGGGGGAGCUGGAGGAGUCCAUUGUCUCUGGCGCUUCCGAGCCGUUGCCACGGUCCAUAGACUCUGCAGAAGAGCUGCCCAAGCUGCGGCCGCUCCUGGAUCCCCAGCUCUGCCCAUCCCCAGGGACAGUGCUCUUCAGCACGGUCCCCAAGCCCUGGUCUGACGUCAUCCCCUGCAACUACGAGAUGCAGCACACGCUGAGGGACCUGGUGCCACUCAAGGCCUUCCUGCUCUCGGGGACCGUGGUCACCGUCGUGGAGGAGAAGAUUCUCUCCUGGCCUGUGGAGCAGCCGUCUUCUGCAGACAGUCCCUUGGCUGCUAAGAAGGGCAAAGCAGAGAAGGACAAGAAGGAGAAGGAGAAAGACAAGAAAGACAGGAAGGGCAAAGACAAGGCAGGCAAAGGGGAGAAGGAGCCCCCCAAGGCGCAAAAAGGGAGCAAGAAGCAGAAGGAGCUUCCCAAGGAGCUGCACCAGGACCCGCCCAUCCUGCGGGUGCUGGGCAGCAGCCCAGUGGUCCUAGAGCCCCUGCUGGCAGGGGAGCCGUUCGUGUCUACCGUGUGCAACUUUGGGGUGAUCCGGACCUUGGAAGCUGACCGGCUGACACUUAACAGGGAUGCAAAGAAGAACAAGAAAGGUAAAAAAGAGAAAAUAAAAUCUUUGGUUUCAGUGUACGAAAGUGACUAUCAGCCCGAGCCCCUGACGGUGGAGAUCCAGAUCCAGCUGAUCCAGUGGCGCUCGACGGAGGAGGCGCUCCGGGGGCUCGUCAUGUAG